AUGUCUGAGCGCGAGAACACCGAGGAGCCCAACAACGGGCCCGACCAUGUGGUCGUGGUUGAUGUGGAUGAUGCGCCCGGAAGCGAUUAUGGGGGCUCUGAUAGAGCAUCUUCCUCGGCAUCAUCAAGUGCCAGUGUGACCACAUCGAUUCUCGAUUAUCGAAUCGAAAAUGGCAGGACAUAUCACGCAUACAAAGAUGGCAAAUACAAAAUGCCCAACGAUGAGACAGAGAAUGAUCGACUUGAUCUUCAACACAACCUUCUGCUCAUGACAUUCGACGACAAGCUCGGAAAUGCCCCGCCGAACGAAAAAGGUGCUAAAGUCGGCCGUGUCUUGGACAUUGGCACGGGUAGUGGUAUCUGGGCCAUCGACUUUGGCGACGAACACCCGGAAGCCGAGGUUCUUGGGAUUGACCUUUCAGCAGCAUUUCCCGAUCCUAGCACGCCACCCAAUGUGAAGUUCGAGAUUGAUGACCUUGAAGAGCCCUGGACUUACUCUCGCCCGUUCGAUUAUAUCCACAGCCGGAUGAUGAACGGAUCUGUUGGCGAUUGGGAGCUCUAUGCUCAGAGGUGUUUCGAUAACCUCAACCCGGGAGGAUAUGUGGAAUUCAACGAGGCCAACAUUGCCCCUAUGUGUGACGAUGACACCCUGAAACCAGACUCCAUGAUGGUCAAGAUUUCGACACUGGUUCAGCAAGCAUCCGAACAGUUUGGAAGGCCCGCCAGGGACGCCAAAGAUCUCAAAGCUGUCUUGAUCAAAGCUGGCUUUGUUGACGUAAAAUUACUGCAGUUUAAGUGGCCCACGAACACUUGGCCCAAGGAACAAAGGUUUAAGGAGCUUGGUACUUGGGGUCAUGAGAACAUCAUGUCCGCUUGGGAGGGACUCUGUCCCGCAAUGCUGACGAGAGCCCACGAUUGGACGAGGGAAGAGGUUAUUGUGGCCAUGGCCGAGUUGCGCAAGGAACUCAGGGACAGAAGUAUUCACGCGUACCACACAGUAUACUCGAUCUAUGGAAGAAAGCCUAAAGCAUCAGAGUUGGAGACGGCUUAA
Molecule: messenger RNA, 1050 nt
Organism: Colletotrichum truncatum
Lineage: Eukaryota; Fungi; Ascomycota; Sordariomycetes; Glomerellales; Glomerellaceae
Source: RefSeq, a predicted model, not a curated record